Messenger RNA from Rhineura floridana, 2685 nucleotides. RefSeq names its product nuclear receptor coactivator 5 (gene NCOA5). Gene Ontology annotation, cellular component: nucleoplasm. Gene Ontology annotation, biological process: regulation of signal transduction. The record is from RefSeq and is a predicted model, not a curated record. Bases 308 to 1969 code for a protein of 553 amino acids. Lineage: Eukaryota; Metazoa; Chordata; Lepidosauria; Squamata; Rhineuridae. The transcript is spliced from 8 exons.
CCGUCUCUGCGGCUGCGCGGGCGGGGGCGGGAUUGGUCCCGCUCCUCUUUUGCCAGAGCGAAGUAGCUUCUGCCCGCCUCCGGGCCCGCCGCUGCCUGCCGCCUGCGGUUGAAGCCGCUUUUCCGACACCGUCGCUCCUUCCGUUGCUUGGUGCGCGGCGUCUCUUGCGCGGCCCCGCCGCCAGCAGUAACCCCAGUCCUCCCUCGGAAGCUGCGGAGCCCGCCGAAGACCCCGCGCUGCGGAGCCCGUUGCUGGCCCGCUGGCGGUCAAGCAGGCAGAUAUUAAUAAAGCAGCGGAAAGAAGAAAUAUGAAUAAGGCUCCCUCAAGGUCCAGCCCAGCACGAAGAGAACCCUUACCGUAUGGGGAGAGAGAUGGCAGACGUGAUCGCUCUCCUAACCGGUGCAGUCCACGGAGAGAAGCUAGAGAUGGCAGGAAUGGCAGAGAUUCCAGGGAUGCACGGGACAUUCGUGUUAGAGACAUGCGCAGUGGUGCCAGAGAUCCCAGAGACCUGAGGGAUCCCCGGGAUCCACUCUAUGAUCGCUAUAGGGAGCCUCCCUACAGGCGAGAUGAAGGCUGUGACCAUUUCUUGCGCUCUGAUGACUAUUAUCGAAGGAGGGAUGACCCAUACUACGAUCGUUACCGAGAUCACUUGGACAGGCCCCCCUUGAGUGCUGAAGAACGUAUGAAGCGUGAGGAGCGGCGCCGAGAAGAGCUUUACCGCCAGUUCUUUGAGGACAUCAAGAGGCGCAUUGAUGCUGAGCGGCCUGUGGACUGUUCUGUGAUUGUGGUCAACAAGCAGACCAAGGAGUAUGCAGAGUCAGUGGGGCGAAAGAUUCGUGAUCUUGGUAUGAUGGUGGACCUGAUAUUUCUCAACUCUGAGAUGUCUCUGCAGCAAGCCCUGGACGACGUGAGCCGAGGGGGUUCUGCUUUUGCCAUUGUCAUUACCCCGCAGCACCAGGUCCACCACUCCUGCACGGUCAACAUCAUGUUUGGCACUCCUCAAGAGCACCGAAAUAUGCCGCAGGCUGAUGCCAUGGUGCUGGUGGCAAGGAACUACGAGCGCUACAAGACUGAGGUCCGGGACAAAGAGCGUGAGGAGAUUGCCAGGCAAGCAGCCAAGAUGGCUGACAAAACAAUUCUGCAGGAGAGAGAACGCCCCCCACCAGCUGAAGAGGGUCUCCGAGGAGGCCAUCCCCCAGGCAUCCAGGCACUCCUAAACUUGCUGGCAGACAAUCGCUACUUGACUGCUGAAGAGACUGACAAGAUCAUCAACUACCUGAGAGAGCGCAAGGAGCGGCAGUUGCGAGCGAGUGCAGACUCCCUUCCUGGUUCACUUCCAAGGCAGGCCCUUGGAGCGCCUACAGGGUCCUCCUUGGCUACCUCAGCCAGCCUGCCAAGCUCCCAGACGCAUCAGAAUACCCAGGCCCUGCCCCCGCCUGCCUCAGCCACAGUGGCUUCUAACCCCCAGCAGGAGCUGCAGGCCAAGAUCCUCAGCCUUUUCAACAGUGGGGCCGCAGCUGCAGCAGUCGCCGCUGUAGCCAACAGCAGCUCCGCUGUGGGAGCAUCGCAGAAUGCCGGUUUUGCCACAGGGCCUAGCGCACAGAACCGGGCUGCCCAGCUCAAUGCUGUUGCCGCUGCUGGGUUAAACCCGUCCCAACAGCGGGCUCCGGCCCAGGGCCCCCAGUUCCCUAGUCACCCUGGUUCCACCAGGGGUGCUGGCCCAAGAGCCACAGCUCCGCAACCAUCCCAGCCACUGUACCAGAACCGGCCCCCUGCUCCCAGCAGUGCUCCUGCCUCGAGGCCAACGCCUUCCGGGAUCAACUUUGACAACCCCAGUGUGCAGAAGGCCCUCGACACCCUGAUCCAGAGCGGACCUGCCCUCACGCACCUGGUGAACCAGACUGUGGGUCAGGUCCGGGCAGUUCCUGCAGCCCAGCAGCCACUGGGCUCUUACCAGCGGCAUUACUAAUUGCCAGCGGAGGCUGUUGCUGAAUGAUCUUCUUUGUGCAUGUCUCUCCCCAGCCCCCCCCCCUCGCCCAGGCUGGAGAAGGCUGUGCAGCUCCUGUCCCCCUUCCUCACGAGUCUUGUUGGAGCUGCUCUGCCUCUUUCCUCCCAGAAUCCUUCAGCAGCCCCCCCCCCCCCCGCAGGUCAUGGUGUGUUGAUCCAGGGGGGUGAUAGACCUGUUACUCUUAUUUCAGAUCUUCUGGAGGUGAGGGUUCACCCAGAGCCAGCAAGGGUCAGUGUGGGCUUAGUCAGUGGACAGAAGCCUGUUCUUUUAUGACACGAGCUGUAGGUUAUGGGGGACCUUGCUCAGGGGCUCAUUUGAGGGAACCUGCCUGUGGCUUUUUUUAAUUUAAAAAAAUGCUGCUCCAGGCUCUGCAGUGCAUCUUGGCCAUCCCUGAAAUGGUUCAGAUGUUUUCUGUUGGGUGCUACAGCUGCCCCCCUUUGAUGUCCCGUUGUACAAACUGGAAAGUUAGUUUUUAUUGGAAGUCUUAUGUUGAUUCCUUUACAGCUGUAAUGUCCUGUCCAGUGGUUCUUUGGGGGUCAUUGCUUUUCCCUGCUUCCUGGGGCUGUAGAUGUUCUGUUCCUGAAUGGUUUUGUCAUGUAGAUUCCUCUGUACUGUUAACAAGAGGACACCACUUUUUAAUUACAAAAAUAUAUACGUAUAUAUAUUAAAAAAUAAAA